This is a messenger RNA of Chrysochloris asiatica (Cape golden mole), 1659 nucleotides long. RefSeq names its product protein sidekick-2-like. Gene Ontology annotation, molecular function: protein binding. Bases 1 to 1659 code for a protein of 552 amino acids. The transcript has 13 exons. NCBI's taxonomy places the organism in Eukaryota, Metazoa, Chordata, Mammalia, Afrosoricida, Chrysochloridae. The record is from RefSeq and is a predicted model, not a curated record.
AUGGUGUGUGAGUCACUCGACUUCUCUGAGCGUCACCCUGAGGACGAAGAGCCAGCUCCACCCAGUGCAGACUUUUGCACUAAGUUCCUGCACUUCAGUCACGCAGGGCACUACCUCCUUGCUGGGGCCCGUCUUAUUGCCUGGGAGCCCCAGCAGGAAGAGGAGGUUACCAUGGUGACCGCAAGGCCCAACUUUCAAGACAGCAUCCACGUGGGCUUCGUGCCGGGCCUGAAGAAGUUUACGGAGUACUUCACCUCUGUGCUGUGCUUCACCACCCCCGGAGACGGGCCUCGCAGCACCCCCCAGCUGGUGCGCACCCAUGAGGAUGUACCUGGGCCUGUGGGACACCUGAGCUUCAAUGAGAUCCUUGACACCUCGCUGAAGGUCAGCUGGCAAGAGCCGGGGGAGAAGAAUGGCAUACUCACAGGAUACCGCAUCUCCUGGGAGGAAUAUAACCGCACCAACACCCGUGUGACCCACUACCUGCCCAACGUGACACUGGAGUACCGGGUCACCGGCCUCACCGCGCUGACCACCUACACCAUCGAGGUGGCCGCCAUGACCUCCAAGGGCCAGGGUCAGGUGUCUGCCUCCACCAUCUCCUCCGGGGUGCCUCCAGAGCUCCCUGGGGCCCCCUCCAACCUGGGCAUUUCCAACAUCGGCCCCCGUUCUGUGACCCUGCAGUUCAGACCAGGCUAUGAUGGGAAGACCUCCAUCUCCCGUUGGCUAGUGGAGGGUCAGGUGGGCGUGGUCGGGGAGGAAGAGGAAUGGCAGGUAAUCCACCAGCUCCCCAAUGAGCCAGACGCCCGCUCCAUGCAGGUGCCCGACCUCAACCCCUUCACCUACUACAGCUUCCGUAUGCGCCAGGUGAACAUCGUGGGCACUAGCCCACCCAGCCAGCCUUCUCGGAAGAUCCAGACCCUCCAAGCACCCCCCGAUAUGGCCCCCAUCAACGUGACCCUGCGCACAGCCAGCGAGACCAGCCUAUGGCUCCGCUGGAUGCCCCUCCCCGAGAUGGAGUACAACGGGAACCCCGAGUCAGUGGGCUACAAGAUCAAGUACAGCCGGCUCGACGGCCGUGGCAAGACGCUGAGCCAUGUGGUCCAUGACCGCGUGGAGCGCGAGUACACCAUCGAGGACCUAGAGGAGUGGACCGAAUACCGCGUCCAGGUCCAGGCCUUCAACGGCAUGGGGAGCGGGCCCUGGAGCCAGACGGUGGUGGGCAGGACCCGGGAGUCAGUCCCGUCCUCUGGCCCCACCAACGUGUCCGCUCUGGCCACCACCUCCAGCAGCAUGCUGGUGCGCUGGAAUGAGAUCCCCGAGGCCGAUCGAAACGGGCUUGUGCUGGGCUACAAGGUGGUGUAUAAGGAGAAGGAUGCAGAUGCGCAGCCCCGAUUCUGGCUGGUGGAAGGGAAUUCUUCACGCAGCGCCCAGCUCAUGGGCUUGGGCAAAUACGUGCUCUACGAGAUCCAGGUGCUGGCCUUCACGCGCAUCGGCGACGGCAGCCCCAGCCGUCCACCCAUCCUGGAGAGGACACUGGACGAUGUGCCGGGACCACCCAUGGGUAUCCUAUUCCCUGAGGUGAGGACCACAUCAGUGCGGCUCAUCUGGCAGCCCCCCGCCGCCCCCAAUGGCAUCAUUCUUGAGAAUGAUAUCUGA